Olea europaea var. sylvestris is the source of this 1530-nucleotide messenger RNA. RefSeq names its product methyl-CpG-binding domain-containing protein 11-like. The record is from RefSeq and is a predicted model, not a curated record. NCBI's taxonomy places the organism in Eukaryota, Viridiplantae, Streptophyta, Magnoliopsida, Lamiales, Oleaceae. Bases 386 to 1333 code for a protein of 315 amino acids. Gene Ontology annotation, molecular function: DNA binding. The transcript has 3 exons.
CUCCCACACUAUUCCCCCACUCUUCAUUCUAUUUCGUUAAUCUCACACGCAUAAUCGAACGUUCGAAAAUUCUCCGUUGCCCGCACCGGAAUAUUCAGAGGAUGGGCUUCUAUUUAGCUAUCCUGAAAACCACAAUCUUUUAGCGCCACGUGUACCAGCUACGAUGCUUCUGGAGAAUUACUUUUGGAAAUCAUUAAACGAGGUAUUAAAUAGCUUCAACGGUCAAAACCACCUCACAGGAUUCUGACACGAUUCAAAUCAAAAGGUUAGAUCAAUCUUUUGUUUCUUUAGAGGUAGUUUAGCUAAUUUUGUUGUAUUUGUAAAUAAAAAUCGUUUCGCAGUGGUUUAAUUGGGACGCGAGAGAGAGCUCAGAUAGGUGAUAAGAAUGGCGAAGGCUCAGCGGGGUGAGGUCGUUUCAUUGGAGCUCCCUGCACCUGCCUCUUGGAAAAAAAUGUACAUGCCAAAGAAGGGAACACCAAGGAAGAAUGAAGUAUCAUUUAUUGCUCCUACUGGAGAGGAAAUUAAUAACCGAAAACAGUUGGAGCAGUACUUAAAGUCUCACCCUGGAAAUCCUGCAAUCUCAGAAUUUGAUUGGAGCACUGGUGAGACUCCAAGAAGAUCAUCGAGGAUCAGUGAGAAGGCCAAGGCCACACCUCCAUCUAAUGAAAGAGAGUCGCCUAACAAACGGAGGAAGAAAGCAUCAGGUACAGAAAAAGACAAAGAGACAGUCACUGGAAAAAAGGAUAUGGAAGGGAAGAAAGAAGUUGAAAAACAAGAUGAAGAGGUUGAUGAGAACAAAGAACAGGAAAAACAAACUGAUAUUCUGAUGGGUUCUGAGGCCAAGAGCAGAGACAAAAUGCAGGAAGAUCCAGCUGAGAAAAGUAACCCUAUGCCCGAGUUGGAUGAGAAAGGCCGCAAGGAAAAUACUGGUAUAGAUGUUGAGAUGCACGGUGAUAAACAAGGGAAGAGAGUCAAUGAUAACGAUGAACCUACCGACAAAACUCACGAUGCCGAAGAGACUUCAAAGGUGGAAGAAAAUCAGUUAUCUGGAGUGGAAGAGAAGCCGGAUACUGGGGCUGCAGAACUUCGGGUAGAUGAUGAGAAACAGGUUAAGGCAUGUAGUGUCACCAUGGAAGCUGCUGAUGGAGCUGAAAAGAAGAUUCUUGGUGGUGCGGCACAAACUAACGGAAUUCAGGAUAACAGCGGGAAAAGUAAUUUGCAGGUGGCGGAUCAAAAAAUGAUUAUGAAGGGGGACGUCAUGGACGAUGGCAAGGUGAAUCUAAUUGGGGCAACAUUUAGCUCAAAUCAGCCUUCUUUCGCUGCUACUAGUUGAAUUUUCUGUUAAUGUCUAUCUUCUGUAGAUCUCUGUUGCUUUAUGUAAUUCUAACAUUUGCGUAUUUCGAUGACUGUAAUAUUAAAUGAUGACUAGGCGAGUCUUAUUUUGAGAUAGGCAAUCAACCUUUCUGGACUGUUUAUGACAAUGUAGUUUUUUUUGUGCCUGCGUGGAAAUAUAGAUUGUUAUUGUAGACA